AUGUAUGUUGAUGAUAUGAUUAUUACAUGUGAUGAUCAUGAUGGUAUUGAAUCAUUGAAGUCUGAGUUAGCACACUCAUUCGCUAUGAAAGAUUUGGGCAUGUUACAAUACUUUUUGGGAAUUAAGGUAGCUUAUUCUCCAAAAGGUUAUCUCUUAUCUCAAUUUAAGUACAUUGUUGAUUUGUUUGAACAUGUUAGACUAACCGACAACCGAAUUGUUGAUACACCCCUGGAGACCAAUGCUAGAUAUUCUUCAUCUGAUGGCACUCCUUUGGAGGAUUCUGGUAUUUAUCGUACCAUUGUUAGCAACUUGGUUUAUUUUACUGUAACUUGCCUAGACAUUGCGCAUGCAGUUCAUGUGGUUAGUCAGUUUAUCACUUCCCCUAUUACAGUUCAUUGGGUUGUUGUUCUUUGUAUUCUCAUGUAUCUUCGGGGCACUCAAUUUCAUAGUCUCAUGUUUCCUUCCACGUCUUCGUUAGAGUUGCGUGCCUACUCUGAUGUAGAUUGGGCUGGUGAUCCUACGAAUCGCAAGUCGACCACUGGAUAUUGUAUUUUCCUCGGUGAUUCGCUUAUUUCAUGGAAGAGAAAAAACAAGAUGUCAUCUCUCGAUCUUCUACAUAAGUUGAGUAUCUUGCCAUGGCCUCGACUACCUGUGAAAUUGUUUGGUUACGCAAAUUACUUACUAAUAUGGGUAUUUCUCUCUCUCACCCUACUUCGCUACAUUGUGAUAAUUAACGUGCUAUCCAGAUUGUACGGAAUUAUGUCUUUCUUGAGCGAACCAAACAUAUCGAGAUUGAUUGUCAUGUCACUCGUCAUCAUCUAA
This is a messenger RNA of Impatiens glandulifera, 822 nucleotides long. RefSeq lists its product as uncharacterized. The transcript has a single exon. The record is from RefSeq and is a predicted model, not a curated record. Bases 1 to 822 code for a protein of 273 amino acids. NCBI's taxonomy places the organism in Eukaryota, Viridiplantae, Streptophyta, Magnoliopsida, Ericales, Balsaminaceae.